Molecule: messenger RNA, 966 nt
Organism: Gastrolobium bilobum
Lineage: Eukaryota; Viridiplantae; Streptophyta; Magnoliopsida; Fabales; Fabaceae
Exons: 9
Coding region: 108-722 (204 amino acids)
Source: RefSeq, a predicted model, not a curated record
AAACGGUGCUGGUGUGGUAAGGUAACCCAAAUCGAAGACAAAGGAAUCGCGGAAUUAUCAUUUGCGUUGCGCGAGAGCUGAGUGUGAAACGAGCGAAGAAUUAGAAGAUGGCGUGCUUACAUGACCACAGUUGCGAAGACCAUGAUUGUUCCUCUGACUGGUCUCUCUACAAGCACAUCGACCUCUCCAAGGUAUCAGCUUUGAAUGAGGCAACUCCAGGCAGUGUUAAAUCAGUUUUCAAAGCUUGGGAAGACCGUCUGAAUUCUUCUGGGGACCACUUGGAGAGCAAUGAGGGUGAUCCUGAGUUACUUGUAUUUAUUCCAUUCACUUCAGAUGUCAAAAUUAAGAGCAUAUCCAUAGUUGGUGGAGCUGAUGGAACAAGUCCUUCAAAGAUGAGAGCGUUCAUCAAUCGAGAUGGCAUUGACUUUUCAGAUGCACAAAGCAUGCAAGCCAUUCAGGAAUGGGAGUUGGUUGAGAAUAUGCAAGGAGUAUUGGAAUACCAGACAAGAUAUUCUAAAUUUCAAAGUGUGGCAAAUAUUACGUUGCAUUUUCCUGACAAUUUUGGAGGUGACACAACUAAAAUACACUAUAUUGGCUUUAAAGGCGAAGCCACUCAGUUAAAAAGGGACGUUGUUGCCACUAUUGUUUAUGAACUUAUGCCAAAUCCUUCUGACCACAAGACACGUUCUGAAACUGGCGGGGGUCUUUCCCAUGUUGAAUGAAACACAUCUUCUGCUGAUGUUGUUUUGUUAGUGGAUAGCCACCACAAGGUCCCCAACCCACCUUUCCCGUGUUUCCUCCCACCUAAUACAAAAAAAAAAUAAAAAAAAAUACAGUAUGAAAUAAUUUGGUCCUGGAGUCUAUGUAAAUUGUAUAUGAAAUUAUGUGGCUACAAACUGGUUUAUCUGGAUUAUGAAUAUCAAUACUGUCAUGACAAUUUAAAUAUCUUAUCUAGCAAUCAAAUCA